Oncorhynchus gorbuscha (pink salmon) is the source of this 596-nucleotide messenger RNA. RefSeq names its product transmembrane protein 41A-A-like. Bases 108 to 596 code for a protein of 162 amino acids. The record is from RefSeq and is a predicted model, not a curated record. The transcript has 3 exons. Lineage: Eukaryota; Metazoa; Chordata; Actinopteri; Salmoniformes; Salmonidae.
GGGCAACUGUCAGAAGUUAAACUGUGACGUCCACUUCUCAACACCGACACCGGGAGUCGGUCACCGAACAAACCUUUCUGAUAAGGAGGUCGGUGUAGCGCGUAGCAAUGGGCUCCAUUUCGGGUUUAUUAUCUGUGGUAGGAGCGGCAACGUUAUACCUCUAUCUCCUGUCCACUUUCCUGCCGCCCGGACCGCAACAUCUUCACCGGCGACAUGCGGUGGAGUUAAACAACGAGAGCGCAGAGGGGGACGUGGACGUGGAAGUUGUAGAGUACAGACUGAAGUUCCCGUCGGACCUGGAUGAGCUGAGGGAGCUGGCUGAGAUGCUGCAGUUCUAUAAGACAGAACACACAGGCUACGUGGUGCUGCUGUUCUGUAGUGCCUACAUCUACAAACAGUCCUUCGCCAUCCCUGGCUCCUCUUUCCUGAACAUGCUGGCGGGGGCGCUGUUUGGUCCAUGGCAGGGUCUGGUCCUGGCCUGUCUUCUGACCACCACCGGCUCUACCUUCUGUUACCUGCUCUCUGCUGCCUUCGGGAAGAGCUACGUCACACGCCUGUUCCCUGACAAGGUGGACAUGCUGCAGAACAAGGUGUGA